Messenger RNA from Dermatophagoides farinae (American house dust mite), 2375 nucleotides. Lineage: Eukaryota; Metazoa; Arthropoda; Arachnida; Sarcoptiformes; Pyroglyphidae. The record is from RefSeq and is a predicted model, not a curated record.
AAAAAUUUUUUAUUAAUAAAAAGAACAUAGAAAUGGCCGAGAUAAUAGGUACAAAAAAUGCAAAUGAAAUGAUGAUGAUGACUACGCCAAUGAAUGUUGAUGAAACAGCCGAUGUUGUAAUGGCAAUGGACAACAACGACAACGAUGAUGCUAUGGCUAUCAAUGCUGCUACUGCUGCCCGUGUUGAUGAUGAUAAGAAUGCUAUUGUUGCUAUUGAUGUUGCUAAUGGCUAUAAUUUAGCCAAUUAUUCUGAAUUAAUUGAUGAUGAUGAUAAAAAAUCAAAAAUUUUAGAAAAAUCACAACUACAACCAGAGAAAGAAGUGGCAGUGGAGAUGAUGGAAAAACCGAUUUUGGAUGACCAUAAGGAGAAGGAGGAAGAACCACAAGUGAAAACUGGUGCUGAUCAGAUUGAGAAAAAAGUCGAUGAACCAGAAGUUGAACAGCAGCCAUUAGCUGAAAAAACGAAAUCUUUGGAAAUUUUUGAAUCUAAAGAAUCGGAAGAAAAUACACAGAAAAAAGACGAAACAUUAGAACCGAUAAAACAAAAACGUAAAAUUAUUCGGCGUAAAUCGGCCAAAUUAGAUGAUGAAAAACCAGAUUUGCAGCCUGAAAGUAAAAUUGAAGAGAAACCUUCCGAUGAACCGGAAUUUUCACAGACUUCAUUGGUAACCGAACAUGUAAUUAAACCAUCAAAACCAUCAGAGAUUUCUGUGGAAAUUGAUAUCGCAGAAACAAUUGAAGAAAUUCAAAUGCCAGAAGGGAAAAAGAAAAUUGUGAAACGAAAAACAAAGAAACAACAACAACCUGAAAAAGACGAAACGGUUUCUGAAGAUAAAUCUAUAGAGAAAAUUGAACAAAUAACAAUCACAGUAGAUGAACAUUCUGGAGAAAAACCAUCAGUUGAAAAAGCAACAGUUGUUGAUGAAGAUGAUAAGAUUGAAUUUGAAAAACAACAAAUGAUUGAAACAACUGAAGUCAUUGAAAUAAUUGAAGAGACGCCAGAAGGUGAUAAAAAAAUUGUCAAAAAGACCAAAAAAGUUAAGAAACCAAAAGAUGAAAAACCAGUGGAAGAAGAAACAAAACCAUUAAUCGAAGAUGAAAAACCAGCCGCAGAAGAGAAACCAAUUACUGAAGAAAUCAUUGAACAACCUGAAGAAAAAGAGAUGAUCGAAACCACAGAAGUUAUUGAGACAAUCGAAAUGACACCUGAUGGUGAGAAGAAAAUUGUCAAAAAGACUAAGAAAACAAAGAAACCAAAAGAACAACCCCUUGAUGAAGAAUCGAAACCAGAAAAACCAAUAGAGGAAGAGAAACCGAUUAUCGAAGAGAUUACUGAACAGCCUGUUGAACCAGAAAUGAUUGAAACAACUGAGGUUAUCGAAACCAUUGAGGAAACACCUGGUGGUGAUAAAAAAAUUGUCAAAAAGAUCAAAAAAGUCAAGAAACCUAAGGCAGAAAAGCCAGAAGAGGUUAAGCCAGGAACUGAUGAAAUAAAAACAACCGAAGAUGAAAAACCAAACCAAGAAGAAAUUACUGAUCAUCCUAGUGAGCCAGAAUUGAUCGAAACGAUUGAAGAGACAAUCGAAGAUGGGAAGAAAAUUGUCAAAAAGAUCAAAAAAGCCAAGAAAAUCACAGAAGAAAUUAGUUUAAAACCAGAUCAACAACAACCAGUGGAUGAAAAAUCCCCCGAAGAUGAGAUUGGUCCAGAAGCUGAAUCGACAAUCAAUACAGAAACAAAAAUGAAAAUAUUAAAAAAACCAAAAAGAAAAGAAUCGAUCACCGAAGUUCCAGAAACAAGUGAUAAAGAAGUGAUUGAAGAAAUCCAAACCGAAAUCUUCGAAGAAAUCAUUGAAUUGCCUAAAGAUGAUGAAGAAAAACCAGACGAAAUUAUUGAAACAAUCGAAAUAACACCUGAAGGUGAAAAGAAGAUUGUGAAAAAGAUCAAAAAAGUAAAGAAACCAAAAGAGGGUAAAUUAGAAGACAUGAAACCAGAAAUCAAAGAUACAAAACCAACUGAAGAAGUAAAACCGAUCCAGGAAGAUACAACUGAACAACCUGAAGAAAAAGAAUUGAUUGAAACAACAGAAGUAUUCGAGACAAUCGAAAUGACACCUGAAGGUGAAAAGAAAAUUAUCAAAAAGAUCAAGAAAACAAAGAAAUCGAGAGUAACUGAUGAACCAGAAAUAAAAGAAUCUCAUGAAGAUGAGAUCCAACCAGAAGAUGAGUCUAAAAUCGAUACAAAAACAAAAAAAAAUAUUGAAAAGGCCAAAACGAAAAGAAUCGGUUACUGAAGUAAAUGAAACAGAUGAUAAAGAAAUAACGGAAGAAAUCCAAACCAAAAUCUUUGAAGAAAUCAUAGAAUUGCCCAAAGAUGG